AUGAUUUGCGGGCGGGUGCGGGUGUCUCCUUCUCUCGCUUUCGGCUCGGGCUCGGCUGAAGUCGGACGAAUUCGGCUGGCCCAGCGCGAGACAACGCGUCGCUCACGCCGCCACGCGACGAAUACCGUGGAGUCAAACACGUAUCACCAGAUUGGACAGAGCUCCAAUGUGAGCGAGAUAGAGUUGGACCUGCUACAGGUCGGUUCUGAGCCAGUGGGCAUUCGCUGCCCCCACUGCCAAGAAGAUAUCAUGACCAGGGCCUCAUACAAGAAUGCAAGGAUCACGCAUAUUGUUGCCGUUAUUAUGGGAAUCCUCUUUUGGUGGCUGUGUUGCUGUAUUGCACCAUAUUUGGUGAAAAGGUGGAAAAAUGUGGAACACCAUUGCCCAAGAUGCAAGAAGUUUCUUGGAGUUUAUACUAGAACUUCAAUUAUUUGA
Molecule: messenger RNA, 435 nt
Organism: Ostrinia nubilalis (European corn borer)
Lineage: Eukaryota; Metazoa; Arthropoda; Insecta; Lepidoptera; Crambidae
Product: cell death-inducing p53-target protein 1 homolog
Exons: 3
Coding region: 1-435 (144 amino acids)
Molecular function (GO): zinc ion binding
Source: RefSeq, a predicted model, not a curated record